AUGUCAUGCUUCAAAGGUCCUAUGAGGGUCAUUUCGGGUCCUUGCAAUGGGUUAGAUCCUUUGUGUGACGAACCUGAAACAGCUGCAGUAAAAGCAAAAUACCCUCUCACUCACAAUCAGCAGGGUAUAUGGCUAGAGCAGUCCCUGGAUCCAUUGAGCACCCAGUUUAACCUGAUUAUGGAAUGGGACUUAUCCAAGGAGGGACAACAUUGGGAUCAAUGCACAGUCCAGGCAUUGACUGCCAUUCAAUUGUUAACGAGAAAGUACUCUGUCCUGCGGUCGACAAUUGUCGUUGAGAAUGGUACGCCAUACAUGCAAGAGUUUGAACCCUCCUCCACCUGUCCUUCAAUCCAAUUUGUCACCAAUGGAGAUGCGCAUCUGGAUACUCGCGCAAUCAUGGGCAUCUUAAGACGUGCUUUUCGUUUCCCCGAGGACUUGGCUGUGAGAUGGUGCAUCGUUCGUCUGCAGUCAGGAAUUCAGCUUUACUUAACUGCACACCACAUUGCAGUCGAUGGAGGAAGUAUGAGUCUUCUUUCCAAGGAGUUCCUUGAAAUCUAUCGAGGAGGCUCAACUACGACGGAUGACUCGACGAUGGACUUUAGCCAAGCUCACAUAGCAGAGCAAAACUGGAUGUCCAGUGACGAAUGUAAACAAGCAGCAAUGACUUGGAUGAGCCAGAUGAGCAAUACAUGCCUUACCCGGUGGUCUUUUCCGGAUGUUGCAUCGUCGGAAAGCUGCCCACGAUCGUCCAAUUCGGAUUAUCGCGGUAUAACAACAUGGGCAAAUUUCUCCAGAGCCGAAUUGUCAGCAUGGUCUGACACGUAUCGUACAUCUUGGUUUCGUGUUGCCGUAAGUAUUAUCGGGCUUCUGGUCAAUUCAUUCAGUAAACCGUCAUAUCGAAAAGAUCACGUUUUGGGUGUCGCAUUUGCUGCACGUCCGAAGGGAUUUGAAACUUCACCAGGACAAUUCGCCAGCCCGUUGCCCGUCAAAAUCCCGCUUUGGGAUUGCCUUCUGAGCGCAGAAGAUCGUCCGUCCUUGAAGGAACUUGUGACAGCCGUGUCUCGGACAUUCAGCCAGGUCAAAAAGCAUGAGAGGCUCUCUCUCCUGGACAUCGCCAAAAAUUGUCGAGAAAAUGGCAUUGAUUUCCACCCAUGUAAAGUAGCUGUCAGCUACUCUCCCAAACUGGCAGAAGACAGCUGUCGACUCUUCCCUGUUGAAGGGAACUGGGAUCUCUUUUUCGUUUUGUUGGAAAAUGACCUGGGAAUCGAACUAGGGGUGGUGUAUGAUCCUCUGAUUUUCUCCAACGACGCUAUCCUCGCAAUGAAGGAUCGCUUUCAACAGCUCGUGGGAAUCAGCUUCUCAAACCCCGAUGUCAGCCUGAAUUCACUUCCCUCUAUACCAAAGCAUGUUUCACUGCCACGCCUCGAUCCAAUUGACGAUGACCUCCCCGUAUGGAAUCUAUUUGAAUUACAUGCGACCACAAACCCCACGGCUGUCGCGUUGCUCUGUGCUGAAACUGGAGAACAAAUGACAUACGGUGAACUUUUAACAGCGUCGAAUGCCAAAGCAUCUGAAUUACGCUCGGGAAGUGUUCAUGCAGAAGUUCCAGUUCUCCUGCAUCUCCGUCGAGGGUUUCUAGUUGUUGAAUGGAUCUUGGCAGCCAUGAAAGCUGGCGGUGCAUUUGUCUAUGUGGAUCCGAAGUUACCAACGGCACGCAAGGAAUCCAUUUUGGCCACGAGCAAACCGGCUGUAUUGGUAACUGAUGACUAUCUCGAUGGGAAGGAAACCUGGUUAGCCAACUUCUCGGGACAUGUUCUCUCGAGUUCUGUAAACCCCACAAUCCCGCAGGACCACUAUCAAGAAUCAUUGUGGCCGCGAAGCAGCCCAAGCGACCUUGCUUAUAUCAUCUAUACAUCGGGCAGCACCGGUCAACCCAAAGGAGUGAUGAUCGAGCACGGCCAUUUGACCAGGUUUGUGAAAGCUAGCACGUCUACAUACAAUGUCGGUUACGGCUCUCGGGUCUUACAGUUUGCCAACUUCACAUUUGAUGCGUCCAUCUUGGAGUGGUCCACCACGCUUGUCACUGGAGCCACACUGUGCUUUGCGAAGUAUCCCCAGGCAUUGAUGGGAGACUACCUAGCCGACGUAAUCGACAAGAAUUCUAUUACAUUCAUGCAAAUCACGCCGACCGCUCUAGGAACCAUACCUGCAUCGAGAUCCUUGAAAUCUCUUUCAUGUAUCUCGCUAGGCGGCGAGCCCGUUCCUGGCCAAAUGAUACAAAAGUGGCAGGAGCAAGUGGAUGUCGUUAAUUCAUACGGUCUGACGGAAACAACCAUAGCAGUCGCAUUCAAGAAGUACAGGAAACGGCAAUCGGCAAAGAGCUUCAACUCUGUCGGCACUCCACCAGACGGGACCAGCCUAUACAUCUGUGACCCGAAAUUUACCGAGAUUCUUCCCAACGAACAUGAAGGGGAGAUCUGUAUUGCUGGCUCCCAGGUUGGUCGAGGCUAUCGCGGUCAACCGGAGCUUACGAAUCAGAAAUUCGCGUUGCAUCCCACUCUGGGCGAGCGUCUAUAUCGAACCGGUGAUCACGGAAGGAUUACCUCCACCGGAGAAUUGCAAGUCCUGGGCCGGAUUGAUCGGGAGUUGAAAGUUCGAGGUUUUCGAAUUGCGCCCGAAGAUAUCGAAGAAGCCAUGCUCUGCAGUAAUGCAGGGGUAGGUAUGGCAUCCGUCCAACAAUCCCAGGACGGUCUUGCUCUCGUUGCCUUUGUGGCGCCGUUGGAGUCGGAUACUGAAGCCUUGUUGGGAUAUUUGAGAAGCAAGCUUCCGUCAUACAUGGUUCCCUCAACGAUCCAUAAAUGCAGAUUGCUGCCGUUAAAUACAAAUGGGAAGGUUGAUCACAAGAGAGUUAAUCUCGAAUGCCGAGAUACAGUCGAGCCAGAUGCUUUGGUGACAAAGCCAUCUCAUGGGACGGCCAGCACUCCUGAUGAUGCAAAUCCAACUAAAGAUGGAAGCAGUGUGGAAAGUGAUGUGAAAAUCGUGGUUGCGGAGAUUUGGAGAGGUCUAUUAAAUCUGAGCGAAACACCUGAAUACAACAUAAACUUCUUCGAUAUUGGUGGUCAUAGCCUACUUGUUCCACGUCUUCUUGAGAAACUCAAUGUGUCAUUUCCUGGCAGUAAUCUCAGAACCGUUGAUCUGUUUCACCAGGCGACUAUUCGCGAGCAGGCGGCGCUUGUCGCUCCAGCAGCUGCGGUUCCAUCUGUCAAGCCCAAAAAUACUGCACGAAUUUUGAAUGGGGAGGAUCCAUCAGCCCAGGCAGCGCCCCCCAGGAACUCUCCAGUAAAAUCAACUGAUAUCGCUAUUGUUGGAAUUGGGGGCAGGUUCCCAGGAGCCAAAAAUCCGGAGGAAUUAUAUGCGAACCUUAUGCAGGGCCAGGUAUCAAUUCAGAGAAGCACGUCAACCUCUGCGAAGUCUCAUGUAGAUGGUUGUCUUUGGGUACCAAAGGCCGGCACACUAAGUGAGGUUGAAGAUUUCGAUUAUCGCUUUUGGAAGUUGUCCAAGGAAGAAGCGACGGAUAUGGAUCCCCAGCAACGGCUAUUCCUUGAAGUCGCCCUGGAGGCAUUGGAUGAUGCGGAACUGGAUCCCUUUCAGAGUGCACGCAACAAUAUCGGUGUUUUCGUGGGUUCGGCUCAAAAUAAAUACCAUACCUUCACCGAUCCGGUCUACGGGUCUCCCUUUGAGAGGGCAAACAGAGGUUUUGUUGCACCAUCCAUUUCUGCAAGAACCGCUUACCAUCUCAACCUUCACGGUCCUAACAUUACACUCAACACCAAUUGCGCAAGUAGCACCGUUGCGCUGUCGCUAGCAGUUGAAUCCUUGAGGAAUCAUAAAUGUGAUGCUGCCAUAGUUGGUGGAAUUUCGGUUCAAUUAUUCGAUGGUGGGUACAUCACUCAAGAGGGCCAGAUAUUUUCUUCCAAGGGUCAAUGUCGUCCUUUCGAUGCCGAGGCAGAUGGGACUGUUCCCUCGGAUGCGGUGGUUGCUCUUGUUCUCAAACGACUUCCAGAUGUUCUGAAGGAGGGAGGAGGAACGGCAUAUUCGGUUAUCUUAGGGACUGCCAUCGGCUCUGAUGGUCGGACACAGAAAGCUGGCUAUCAGGUCCCAUCGCCUCGAGGUCAGGCGGAGGUAAUAAAGAAUGCAUGGAAGGAUAGUGGAAUUCCGGUCACGCAGUUGUCAUACACUGAAUUACACGGAAGUGGAACGCCAUUCGGGGAUGCCCUCGAACUUGAAGGUCUUGGGAUGGCUCUGAGAGAGCUUGGAUACUAUUCCUAUUCUACCGAACGUCGUCGUUGCGUUGUUGGUUCAAAUAAGGGCAAUCUCGGUAAUACACAGCACGCAUCUGGCUUAGUUUCCGUGGUCAAAAUGUGCAAAUCCAUUGAACAUGGUGUCGUUCCAGCAAUCGCAUCCCUCCAAACCCUCAACCCUGUUAUUAACGAUACUAAACUUCAGUUCGAAUUCGCUACAAGCUCCUUCAAACUAAGCCCGAAGACAGUGGUAGCAGUUUCCGCCGCCGGAUGGGGAGGAGUUAAUUCUCAUAUUAUUUUGGCUACGCCAGCUCCUGAGAUCCUUCGAUCUAUUGUCACCCGGGAAAGGUUGAAACCUCGAAAGUUCAAUCGUGAGACACUUUCCGCUCCACGGAUGAAGCAAGCUUCGUUUUCAUCAAAUAAUAUCAUCCCGGAUACCGAUCUCAAAAGCAGCCGGGAUGAAACAGUUAGAGCUAUCCUUGCUCUGUGUUGUUAGUUAAAAUAACAUUCCCGAGAUGUGAAUUUGAAGGGAGUUGGAGAAGGGUCGGUUUUGGAUCUCUUUGUCUCAACAGUCAGUCUUGGGGUACCAGGAGCAGAAAUGAUGGAUGCAUCUUGGAAUUUCUAGAUGCGUUGAAGGCCUUUCCGUUUCGGUGCUCACCUCCUGCUCACUGAGUAGAUCUGAGCACGCCCUGAGCAUGAGUGAGUAAUAUGGAGCCUCAAUAAAAUGCACCCAGCUCUAAGAUGUCUUGACCAGCGAGCAGCCAGAAGCCAAUAGAGAGUCUUCGUCCUGCCCAAUAAGCAACUAUUGUACAUGCGGUGCUUGAGCCCUAACACUAAGCCACUGUGCCAAAAAGGCAACACGAAGUAGUAGUAGUAGUGUCAAGUUUAAAAAUGAAGAUGUGAUUGUAACCACCCUCCUUCUUUUCAUAGCUGAUCAUUUUUGUGGCAUCCUUGAUGGUAUUC
Molecule: messenger RNA, 5264 nt
Organism: Monascus purpureus
Lineage: Eukaryota; Fungi; Ascomycota; Eurotiomycetes; Eurotiales; Aspergillaceae
Source: the annotation of a GenBank genome assembly